GAUUGAGUGGCCAUUGUUUUUAUAAUUAGCCAGAUGUAAUAGUUAUUUAACUAUAAAUAAGUAAUUAAGUAGAUUAACUAUUAACAAGAAGAAAAGAUUUUAUUUAUGUUUAUAAAUUUUCCUAAGUAUUGGAUGAUAAAUUUUAAACAUGGGCAAUGCUGACACAAAAUUAGUGUUCAGAAAAGCUGUUGUACAAUUGACUUCUAAAACUCAAACAAUUAGUGCUGAAGAUGAUGAUUUUUGGAAUCAAUUUUGGUCUGAAAAUGUAACUAAUGUACAAGAUGUAUUCACAUUAGUACCAGCUGCUGAAAUUCGGCUUUUGAGAGAAGAUGUGCCAGCAAAUCUUGCUACAUUAUGUUAUAAAGCUGUUGAAAAAUUUGUUAAGGCUGUUGAAAACAGCUGCCGCACUCAACAAGAUCAAAAUACUGUAUUAAAUUGUUCUCGGCUUUUAACUCGAAUUCUACCAUACAUUUUUGAAGAUCCUGAUUGGGAAAAUAUAUUUUGGUCAAGUUUACCUGCUGGAAAAGGAGAUCCUCCUAUACCAUUAGCACAUUCUUUAUGUAGUGCUCUCUGUGAUUUAUUAUUUUGUCCUGAUUUUACAGUUGCCUCUAACCGCAAAAAUGGCCCAGAUAAAGCUGAAGAUCUUCAAGCUGUUGACAGUUGUGAAUAUAUUUGGGAGAAAGGUGUUGGCUUUGCUCAAUCACCUGUAAAAAGUGCUGUAUUUGAAUUAAAUAGAACUGAAUUACUGAGAUUACUAUUGACUUGCUUCAGUCAAGCUAUUUAUUCAUCUCAUCAAAAUGUUAAUAGAUGGGUACAAUAUAUUACCUCAGCUGAUAAUCGUCAUGCUUUACCUAUGCUUACCUCACUUUUAAAUACUGUAUGUGGAUAUGAUCCAAUAGGUAUUGGUCUUCCAUACAAUCACUUAAUAUUUGCAGAUACAACAGAGCCAUUAGUUGAUGUAUGCUUACAAAUUUUAAUUGUAUCUUUAGAUUCUGGCAUACAACAGAGUGAUGAUGCUGUUUUUGAAAAUCUUUUUAUAAACUAUUUAUCUAGAAUACAUCGCGAUGAAGAUUUUGCAUUUAUAUUAAAUGGCUUUACAAGACUUCUAAUGAAUCCAUUAAGACAGACAUAUCUUCCAAAUUCUACAAAAAAAGUUCAGUUUCAUCAAGAGUUGUUGAUUUUUUUUUGGAAAAUAUGUGAAUUUAAUAAAAAAUUCUUAUAUUUUGUCUUAAAAAGUAGUGAUGUUCUUGAUGUAUUGGUUCCAAUUUUAUAUCAUUUAAAUGAUUCUAGAGCUGAUCAAUCUCGAAUUGGAUUAAUGCAUAUUGGAGUGUUUAUAUUACUACUUUUAAGUGGUGAAAGGAAUUUUGGAGUACGUUUAAAUAAACCAUAUACAUCCACUAUACCUAUGGACAUACCUGUAUUCAGUGGUACACACGCUGAUCUACUUAUUGUUGUAUUUCAUAAAAUCAUAACUACGGGACAUAAUAGGAUGCAACCAUUAUUUGAUUGUCUACUUACUAUUUUAGUAAAUGUUUCCCCUUACUUGAAGACACUUUCUAUGGUUUCCAGCACUAAACUAUUACACUUAAUGGAAGCAUUUACAACACCUUGGUUUUUAUUCUCUUCGCCAUCAGCCAAUCAUUUAGUGUUUUUUUUAUUGGAAAUUUUUAAUAACAUUAUUCAGUAUCAAUUUGAUGGUAAUUCAAAUCUAGUAUAUACCAUAAUACGUAAAAGACAAGUUUUUCAUAGUUUAGCAAAUUUGCCAUCUGAUUACAAUACAAUUGUCAAAUCAAUGACAAAAAAAUCAAAAAAAAAUUUACAAGCUAUUACUCCGCCCAAUCUUAUGGUUUAUGAAUUGCCUAGUAUGGAAGGUUCAACUCCAGCAUUACCAGCUGAACCAGGAACUCUAAAUGCUACAUUACCUGAUACUCCUGGAGUGAUGAAAAUCACUGAACGUGAAAGUGCCCAUCCAGGUAAUGUAACUUUACCUGCUGAAUUAGUUUCAUCUAAUGUCAUAACAAAAGAAUUUGUGGACCAAGCAUACAAUGAAGGGGAAUCUUCUCCCAAGAUGUCUUCAUCUAAGAAUCUUUUAGUUUGUGCUGUGUACCACAAGAUAUUACCUCUGACAUAUGUUAACUGUUUUAAAAAAGAUGACUCUGAAUGGAUACCUACUGUUGAGUGGGUAAGAUCAUGGAAAGAGAAGUUACCCUUACAAACAAUAAUGCGAUUACUUCAAGUAUUAGUACCUCAAGUGGAAAAGAUAUGUAUAGAUAAAGGAUUGACUGAUGAAAGUGAGAUUUUAAAGUUUUUACAACAUGGUACCUUAGUUGGUCUAUUACCAGUGCCUCAUCCAAUAUUAAUUCGAAAGUAUCAAUCAAAUUCCGGUACAACUGCAUGGUUUCGUACAUUCAUGUGGGCAGUAAUAUUUUUAAGAAAUGUAGAUCCACCAAUAUGGUUUGAUACUGAAGUCAAAAUGUUUGAAAUACAACGAAUGUAAACUAGUCAUUCAUCAUAGUUUAUCUCGCGAUUUUAUUGUCAAUACUUUUUUGUUAUAUUUUAAAUUGUGACAUAAUAUAUAUUAUAAAUAAUUUUCAUGUAUAUUUAUAUUGGUGUAAUUUUUUAUAUAUUGGUUAAUAUUUAUAUUGCCUUGGAAACUAUAUUAUUAUUUGCUUUUUGUUUUAUAUAAAACAAAUUUUGUGUUGUGACUUAAUUUGUAUCUAGAUGUUAUAUAAUU
This is a messenger RNA of Daktulosphaira vitifoliae (grape phylloxera), 2734 nucleotides long. RefSeq names its product protein HID1. The coding region runs from base 149 to 2497 and encodes 782 amino acids. The transcript is spliced from 16 exons. Lineage: Eukaryota; Metazoa; Arthropoda; Insecta; Hemiptera; Phylloxeridae. Gene Ontology annotation, cellular component: Golgi trans cisterna; Golgi medial cisterna; membrane. The record is from RefSeq and is a predicted model, not a curated record.